AUGUUCAAAGUAACAGGAUUACGCAACCUCUUGCUGAUAAAACAAGGUUUCCGAGGUCAGUCUGCUACUCGUUGUGGAUUCUCAGUUUCCCAUAAUAGCUACUUUAAUUAUCCUGUAAGAAAGUAUGCUACUUACAGGAGAUUUAAUGGAACUAAUGGGCCUACAUUACAAGACGUUUUGAAGAGCAGAAAAACGGUCUAUGUUGGAUUAUCAUUGGUUGGCUUUUACCUUUAUAAUCAAGAUGAAGCGCCGUACACUCAUAGAAGGCGAUUCUUAUGGAUUCCAUAUUGGCUAGAGACAAAAAUUGGAGAUUAUUCUUAUAGACAAAUAUUGUAUCAAUAUAAUAACCAGAUACUUCCGGAAAACAAUCCAUUAUAUGGAAGAGUGAGCAAUGUGAUGAAUAAGCUUUUGACUUCUGCGUUACUGGGAACUAUGGAUGAGAAGCAAAAGCGCCACUUACAAAGUUUAGGUUGGAGAAUUCAUAUAAUAGAGGUCGAUCCAAGGAAGGUUCCACCUAACGCAUUCGUUUUACCAAAUGGAAAGAUAUUUAUCUUUUCAUCAAUAUUACCCAUCUGUGAGAACGAUGAUGGGUUGGCAACGGUCUUGUCUCAUGAAUUAUCUCACCAAUUGGCGCAUCAUUCCUCAGAACAGCUUUCUUCACAACCAUUUUAUGUCUUUCUUUCGACAUUUUUAUAUGCCUUAACUGGGAUCUCUUGGUUUAAUGAUUUGCUUAUUGCGGGUGUUUUGCAAAUGCCAGCAUCGAGAGAAAUGGAAUCUGAAGCUGAUCACAUUGGCUGUGAAUUAAUGGCUAAGCUGUGCUUCAAUUUAAACGAAGCAGUUCAAUUCUGGCAAAGGAUGAACGCAUAUGAGGAACAAAUGAAAAGACAACAGAACUUAAGAGAGGGAUAUUUCCAAGAGUUUUUCUCUACACACCCUGCCACGUCUAAGAGAAUAAAAGACAUUCAAUCUUGGUUACCGCAGCUCAAGACUAUUGAAGAAUCGUCCGGAUGCCAUGAAUAUCAAUUUGGGGAAUUCUCUAAAUCUUACAAUAACUAUUUUCGAAGAUGA
Molecule: messenger RNA, 1068 nt
Organism: Priceomyces carsonii
Lineage: Eukaryota; Fungi; Ascomycota; Pichiomycetes; Serinales; Debaryomycetaceae
Product: metalloendopeptidase
Exons: 1
Coding region: 1-1068 (355 amino acids)
Biological process (GO): protein quality control for misfolded or incompletely synthesized proteins; mitochondrial protein processing
Cellular component (GO): mitochondrial inner membrane
Molecular function (GO): metalloendopeptidase activity
Source: RefSeq, a predicted model, not a curated record